AUGUCUAGUGUGUAUCACGAUUAUUCAUCGUUCUCGAAUACGACAACCUUUGCAGAUGCCUACAAUAACUUCUCUACCAUCGAAGGUUUAAACCCUCUCGAAAAGUUGUGGGGUGCCUACUACUACUACAUUGGUAACGAUAUAUUCGCAACCGGAUUAUUGUUCUUUUGUGUGCAUGAAUUUUUAUACUUCGGAAGAUGUUUACCAUGGGCCAUCAUCGAUAGAAUCCCGUACUUCAACAAAUACAAAAUUCAAGAAGCAAAGAUUCCUUCCAAUAAAGAACAAUGGGAAUGCUUAAAGAGUGUGUUAACCUCACACUUCCUUGUAGAGGCCUUCCCAAUUUGGUUUUUCCAUCCAUUGUGUCAAAAGAUUGGUAUUCAAUAUCAAGUUCCAUUCCCAUCUAUUUGGGCUAUGGCUCUUCACAUAGCUGUAUUCUUUGUAUGCGAAGAUGCAUGGCAUUACUGGUUCCAUAGAGGUUUACACUAUGGAGCUUUCUAUAAAUACAUUCACAAGCAACAUCACAGAUACGCUGCUCCAUUUGGGUUGGCUGCAGAAUACGCUCACCCAGUCGAAGUCAUGUUAUUGGGUACUGGUACUGUUGGUAUCCCAAUCAUCUGGUGUUUAAUCACAGGUCAAUUACAUCUUUUCACUGUCUGUAUCUGGAUUGCCUUAAGAUUAUUCCAAGCCGUAGAUGCUCACUCGGGCUACGAAUUCCCAUGGUCUUUACAUCACUUCUUGCCAUUUUGGGCUGGUGCUGACCAUCAUGAUGAGCACCACCACUACUUUAUAGGAAGUUACGCUUCCAGUUUCAGAUGGUGGGAUUUCGUUUUGGGAACUGAAGCUGGUCCAGGAAAGAAGGAAAAGAGAGAAUCAAAAAUGAAGAUUAAGGCUGAAUCUAAGAAGUCCAUUUAA
This is a messenger RNA of Dujonia railenensis, 912 nucleotides long. Lineage: Eukaryota; Fungi; Ascomycota; Pichiomycetes; Serinales; Debaryomycetaceae. The record is from the annotation of a GenBank genome assembly.